Musca domestica (house fly) is the source of this 2696-nucleotide messenger RNA. RefSeq names its product MAGUK p55 subfamily member 7. The transcript is spliced from 12 exons. Gene Ontology annotation, cellular component: cell-cell junction; plasma membrane. Lineage: Eukaryota; Metazoa; Arthropoda; Insecta; Diptera; Muscidae. Bases 430 to 2190 code for a protein of 586 amino acids. The record is from RefSeq and is a predicted model, not a curated record. Gene Ontology annotation, molecular function: protein binding.
UCAGUUGUCAAACUCAUUGAGACGAGAACGGUUGCAAAAGAAACGGUUCGUAAACAGAAAAACAGAAUUUUGUAAAGCGAAGCAAAAAAGUACCGCUAAAUAAUACAGGGUAACGGCAAGAAUAACGCUCGUGGUGGUGGUGGUCGUCGUCAACGUUGUAGUAGCUUCAGCAGCCCCUUUUGAAUAUAUGCUGUAUGUAUGUUGAUGUGAAUAAAGAAAUCGUUUAAGAAAAAUAACAACGAUACAAAAAACCUAAUUAACCAAGAGCAAGCAGUAGCAGCCAACCAACAUCUCUCCAUUCAUUAACUGACGAGACUGGUUUCCUUCGAACAACUCCAGUUACAUAGAAAAUAUCAAGAUAACAUUGAACGCCCCAAGUAGACGUAGACUAAUUUUUGUAAAAAUUCCCUGCCGUCAUUUUUAUGAAUUAUGACAGCUGAAGUUAUGGCAGCAAAUGAUACACACUGGGAUCCGGCUCUUUCCAAGCUGAUAGCAUCGCUUAAAGAAGCUGAAAGUCUUUCCAAUGACCAAGAAAUUGAUUUUCUGCAGACGCUGCUGGAGUCCAAAGAAUUGAAUGCUUUGGUCAACGUCCACAGUAAAGUGGCCAAGGUGGGGAAGGAUGAUCGCCUGGCACCCAUUCUAUCAACAUCAGGGAUGAUAAUGUGUGAAGUACUGGAACAAUUAUCACAGCAAUGUCACCUGAACGAGGAUUGCCGCGAGGCAUUUCAUCUACUACAGAAACCGCAUUUACAUAGUCUUCUUUAUGCCCACGAUGCCAUUGCUCAAAAGGACUUCUAUCCACAUCUUCCCGAUUUACCCAUAGAAAUGGAUGAAGAUGAGGAGACCAUUAAAAUUGUUCAAUUGGUUAAAAGUAAUGAACCCUUGGGUGCCACCAUAAAAACCGAUGAAGAAUCGGGUAAAAUUAUAAUAGCUCGCAUUAUGCAUGGCGGUGCUGCCGAUCGUUCGGGACUGAUACAUGUCGGCGAUGAGGUCAUCGAAGUCAAUGGCAUUAAUGUGGAGGGUAAAACGCCUGGGGACGUUUUAAGUAUAUUGCAAAACUCUGAAGGCACCAUCACAUUCAAAUUGGUACCCUCCGAUGGCCGAGGGGCCCAACGCGAAUCGAAGGUACGCGUUCGUGCCCAUUUCGAUUAUAAUCCUGAAGUUGAUCCCUAUAUACCUUGUAAAGAAGCUGGUCUGGCAUUUCAACGGGGUGAUAUUCUGCACAUUGUAUCACAGGAUGACUCAUACUGGUGGCAAGCUCGUCGCGAAUCUGAACGUACAGCUCGUGCCGGUCUAAUUCCCAGUCGUGCCUUGCAAGAAAGACGUAUUAUACACGAACGGACGCAACGUGAGAUUGGCGAUGGGGAAUCAAAAAAGGGUUCAUGUACCUCCAUAUGUUCCACACCGCCUGGUUCACCUAGAUUACGUUCUAGCAGUAGUACCUCAUCAUGUCGCCAACCGAAAACUAAAAAAAUCAUGUACGAUUUAACAGAGAACGACGACUUUGAUCGGGAGCUAAUUGCCACCUAUGAAGAAGUAGCCAAACUGUAUCCACGUCCAGGCAUUUAUAGACCGGUGGUGUUGAUUGGAGCGCCCGGUGUCGGACGUAAUGAGCUGAGGAGACGUUUGAUAGCGCGUGAUCCUGAAAAAUAUCGAAGUCCAGUGCCAUAUACCACACGUCCCAUGCGCACCGGUGAAGUUGCCGGCCGGGAAUAUAUUUUUGUUAGCCGAGAAAAAAUGGAGGCCGACAUUGAGGCUGGUAAAUUCAUUGAACAUGGUGAAUACAAAGGCCAUUUGUAUGGCACUUCGGCGGAAAGUGUCAAAUCAAUUGUCAAUGCUGGCUGUGUUUGCCUGCUCAGUCCCCACUAUCAGGCCAUAAAGGCAUUGAGAACGGUACAAUUGAAACCCUUCCUUAUACACAUCAAACCACCGGAAUUCGAUGAGCUGAAGAAGACACGUACAGAUUCGAGAGCCAAAUCCACAUUCGAUGAAUCGAAUGCAAGAGGUUUUACGGAUGAAGAAUUCACUGACAUGAUCAAAUCAUCGGUUCGCAUUGACUUCCUCUAUGGCCACUUUUUCGAUGAAGAAAUUCUAAAUGCCGAUUUGGUGACAGCAUUCGAAAAACUUGUAAAUAUUGUACAACGAGUUGAAACGGAACCGCUGUGGGCCCCAUCAUCGUGGGUGCAAUAAGAUCUGUAGAAUGAAUGGCAGGAAUGAUAGACGACAGUGGAAUGGGUUGUGGAGCAGGCAGCUAUACAAAAGAAAACAACACUCACACACAAAAGCAAAAGUUUAAACAGCUCAAAUGGAAUAGCUGGGAAUACCGGGAAACACAACAACAACAACAAAAGACAAACACUGCUACAAAACCAAAACAAAAAAAUGCCAAAAGAACACACAAAAUUACUAAAAAUUGUUGAAACCAAAAAAAAAAAACCUACAUUAGAAAUGUAUCAUCCAAAAGAAAUUCAAUUCGAAGAAUAAAAACCAAAACUCAAAUAACAACAACACCAAAAAAAUAUUUAGAUUCAUGUCUUUAGAGAAAAAAAAUUGUUUUAAUUUUUAAGCUUAUACAAUUUAAAAAAAUAUUUAUUUAAACCAAAAAAGAAAACACCAUAAUAUUUUUUCAGCUGACAUUGUAAAAUUGCUAUAAUCCGCCAAAAAAGAGAAUAAAACAUCUGAAAUGAUAACACAAA